Molecule: messenger RNA, 786 nt
Organism: Alternaria arborescens
Lineage: Eukaryota; Fungi; Ascomycota; Dothideomycetes; Pleosporales; Pleosporaceae
Exons: 3
Coding region: 1-786 (261 amino acids)
Source: RefSeq, a predicted model, not a curated record
AUGCCGUAUUCUAGCAUCGGUUCUUGGAUGGCUUUCAGCCUCGCCUCAAUUAUAGUUCCUAUUCAAGUCGCUUCCAGCUCAAGAAUCGCGACGUUUACGGACGGGCAGUGCAAGAAUGCGUUCCAAAGUAUCAAUGCAGAAAAUGGCUAUCCUAAUGGGACUUGCACUCGAUUGGCCGACCAGGGGAAAUACGGGAGCUUUCAGGUCGUAGGUCUUGAUCCAGGCUGCAGUGCUACCAUCUACGGGGCCGAUAGCGAAGAAUUCGUACCAUGCUCUUCGACAGUCCUCCAGUUCGCUCAGAUAGCCGAGUGUUAUAACUCGUCUUUCGUCUAUUACAGCGUCGAUGCUUGUACCCCACCUGAUCAAAUAUCGUCGUCGUCGCUGAUUCCAACAUCAUCGUCCUCCCCAUCUUCGACCCCAUCUUCUAGUGCAGUGAGCGGACCCAAGAAGAACAACACUGGUGCUAUAGCUGGUGGUGUAGUUGGUGGCGUGUGUGGACUUGCUCUCAUCGCUGUCGCUAUCUUUUUACUUCUACGUCGUAAGAAGAAACAAAAUCAAGUGCCAGAGAUACCCUCCGACGAGCGACGAGAGGUUGGUGGAAGUGCAAUUACUGAAUUGCCACACGAAGAUCGAAAGCAAGAGAUGGAUUCCAAGAACAUAGCACCUCAGGAAAUCGGUGUCAAGCCUAGCGUGGAAAUACCACCCGCUGAGCUGCCAGGCGACGAUGUUGCUCAGGAUUCUCAGUACAUACCCGACUCUCAGCUCACUAUCGGUGAGAAGCGCUAA